Molecule: messenger RNA, 1578 nt
Organism: Cataglyphis hispanica
Lineage: Eukaryota; Metazoa; Arthropoda; Insecta; Hymenoptera; Formicidae
Product: lysosomal aspartic protease-like
Exons: 9
Coding region: 140-1396 (418 amino acids)
Biological process (GO): proteolysis
Molecular function (GO): aspartic-type endopeptidase activity
Source: RefSeq, a predicted model, not a curated record
CAGUGUUAGCAAGGUGCUAGAAACAAUUAUACUAUACGUAUUUUAUUUCUUGUGCAUUUUUUGUGAUUGCAAGACAUAAAAAAAAUUUAGGUUUAAAAUUUCGCAUUUUGAAGCCUCAGUCGCUGAAAAUUUCGGAAACAUGUUUCGUCUUCUUCUGAUGAUCACAGCACUUCUUGCGCUGAUCGACGCGCAGAUCCAAAGAAUUCCAUUAUACAAAAUGGAUUCUACUGAAAAAACUUUGAGAAAAAUGGAUAUUGACUCGAAACAUUUGGAUUCGACAUAUGGAUGCGGAGGCGGGUGUGGAUGCGGAUGCGGAUGCGGAUGUGGAUGUGGAUGUGGAUGCGGGUGCGGAUGUGGAUGCGGAUGCAAAAAUAAUACAUGCUCAAUUUCAACGGUAGAUUUGACCAAUUAUCAAAACCAGGAGUACUAUGGUAGAAUCAGUAUCGGAACUCCACCGCAAAACUUUACAGUAUUAUUUGACACUGGUUCCUCAAAUCUUUGGGUACCAUCCACUAAGUGCAGCGAAACCAACGUUGCUUGCUCAUUACAUAAUAAAUAUGAUAAUACAAAAUCUGAAACAUUCAAAGCGAAUGGUACUCUAUUUUCUAUUCAGUAUCUCACUGGUGGCAGUGUGUUUGGAUUCUUAUCGGUUGAUGUAGUAAAUGUUGCCGGUCUCGCUGUUAAACAGCAAACAUUUGCGCAAGCGAUUGACGAGGUAGGCGUGACAUUUGUUGUUGCGAAGUAUGACGGUAUCUUGGGUCUGGGCUUUAAAAACACAUCCGUCGAUGGAGUGACGCCAGUUUUUUACAAUAUACUUCAACAAAAGCUCGUGUCACAACCUGUUUUCAGCUUUUAUUUGAAUCCAAAUCCUUCAGCCAAAAUAGGUGGUGAAUUGAUAUUAGGUGGUACAGAUUCCGCUCAUUACGACGGCGAUUUCACAUAUAUUAAUAUUAGUCGUGCAGGCUACUGGCAAGUUCGUAUGGAAAGGAUCAGAAUACUUAAGACUGAAAGCAAACCAGGUGAAACAAUAUGCGGACGUAGCUGUCAAGCUCUCGUUGGUACAGGUACCGCACUAAUAGUUGGACCAAAAUCGGAAAUCGACAUUAUUAACAAACAUAUUGGAGUUACACUUGAUAGUAAUGGAAAUGCAAUAGUGAAUUGCAAUAAUAUUAAAAAUUUGCCCGUAAUUCGUUUUAUUAUGCAAAAUACGAGAUUCCCUCUUACCGGUAAGGAAUACAUCCUUAAGGAAAAAGAUGAAAACGGCAACACGAUAUGUUUGAGCGGUUUCUCAGGAUAUAAUUCAUCACUAUGGAUUCUGGGCGAUGUAUUUCUUCGCCGAUAUUACACAGUGUUUGAUCUGGAACAUACUCGAGUGGGAUUUGCUCGUGCAAAAUAAAUGAUUAUCUUCUUAGGAAGUUAUCAUUAAAAAACAUUAAAUACGCAGAUAUAUGUAAUAUUUUCGAAAAUUAAAACAAAGAUGCGAUAUCCUUUAGUAAUCUGAGAUAUGUUUUUCAUCAGUAUAUAAUAUCGUGUGAGAUGUAUUUUAUUUAAAUAUAAAUAAAUCUGUUAAAAAAGAAA